CUUAGCUGUCGGGACUAGUCCAGCUGCAGCUCCAUAACGGAGAGAACAACUCAGCCGGUCCACGACUCCAACGCUAAGGUACCUAUCAACUUCAACUUCUUUUUCACUCAUACUCUCAAGACCACUCAAUGCUUCUACACUUCUACGCCCACGGCCGGCGGUGACCAUGAAAUUACCAGUUAACUAUUGCGAUGUUCCGAAUCCUCGAAUCGCAGGCUCCGGCCAAACAAACGGCUACGGACACCAUCAAUACUCUCAGUAGUCGACUCCAGAGUGCCACUUUGUUGGAGGACCGAAGAGCCGCCAUCCAAGGACUCAGAACGUCCGACGAAAUCGCUCUCUGGUUAUCAGACGAAUUCACCCAGCGACAAGACAAUAUCACCGCGCUCCUCGAUCUGUUAGAUACACGCGACUUCUACUCUCGCCUCUAUUCCCUGCAAUUGAUGUUUCAGAUUUCUAGUGCGCGACCGGAAAGGACACAGGAGUGUAUUCUGACUGCGCCUCUGGGUAUCCCAAGACUCGUCAGCGCAUUAGGAGACUCUCGAGAACCGAGGCGUUGCUUCUUCUCAUUGCGCUCACGCCAGCAUCGGAGGAAUUCCAGAAACUUGUUGCCUUCGAGAAUGCAUUCGAUCUUAUAUUCUCCCUGAUAGAGGCUGAAGGCGCAUUGAAUCAUGGGUCGGAAGUCGUUGAAGAUUGCCUCUCUUUACUUGCCAAUCUUCUACGGCUCAACAUUUCAAACCAGUCAUACUUCCGUGAGACGGGUUGUGUCAAGCGACUAGCGAAGCUUCU
This is a messenger RNA of Aspergillus japonicus CBS 114.51, 789 nucleotides long. Its product is annotated as putative intracellular protein transport protein (UsoA). Gene Ontology annotation, biological process: intracellular protein transport; transcytosis; endoplasmic reticulum to Golgi vesicle-mediated transport. The coding region runs from base 192 to 647 and encodes 151 amino acids. The record is from RefSeq and is a predicted model, not a curated record. Gene Ontology annotation, cellular component: ER to Golgi transport vesicle membrane; endoplasmic reticulum; Golgi stack. NCBI's taxonomy places the organism in Eukaryota, Fungi, Ascomycota, Eurotiomycetes, Eurotiales, Aspergillaceae. The transcript is spliced from 4 exons.